AGUUUACCAAGGCUUAGAGAUGUGAAUGUGUUGGUUGAUGUUGGAGGAGGAGUUGGAAACACACUCGGUGUUGUUACUUCUAAGUAUCCAAAUAUUAAGGGUAUCAACUUUGAUCUGACUUGUGCCUUAGCACAAGCACCUUCUUACCCUGGGGUGGAACAUGUCGCGGGAGAUAUGUUCGUGGAUGUUCCAAAAGGAGAUGCCAUGAUCUUGAAAUGUAUACUUCAUGGUUGGACGGACGAAGAAUGUGUGAAAAUUCUUAAGAACUGUUGGAAGUCACUACCGGACAACGGUAAAGUUGUUGUCAUAGAACGAGUCACUCCAGAGGAAGCUGAGAAUGGGGACAUUAAUGCAAAUAUUGCCUUUGAUAUGGAUAUGUUGAUGCUCACCCAAUGUUCCGGUGGAAAAGAAAGAUCACGAGCCGAGUUUGAAGCUUUGGCUGCAGCUUCUGGCUUCACCCAUUGCAAAGUUGUUUGUCAGACUUAUCAUUGCUGAAUUAUUGAGUUUUGUAAAUAAAAUGUAUAAGAUAUAAACUAAAACGCUGAAAUUGUUAAUUCACCUUCGUUUCAUUAUGUGAUGAUCAUGCUUUGACUGUGUGUUCAAGCAAUAUCAAAUAAGAAGAUAAUUUUUUUGUUUAUUUUCUCACUGUACUCUUAAGUAGUGGCGGAUGUAGGGUUAUUUUUUUGUGGAGGCAAAUCUUACAUAAACUUAAAAAGCAUAGCUAGAAAAUGAUAUUUACUAAAAAAAAGUAACUAAAAUUUAGGGAUAUUAAACAAAUUUUGAAAAUUUUACAUCCGCCACCGCUCGUAAGGAAUAAGCCUUAUCUAAUUAGACACAUGAUUUUUUUUAAAGAGUUCAGAUUUCAGAAGAUCCACAAAAGUUUUUUUUUUCUUUCUUUUUUCAAUACAACCUUUUCAUUACAACUCAACUUUGGUGACUACAAGGAGAAGAUAAAAUUUUGCAUCCUCUUUGAUAAACAAAAUAAACUACAAUAUCAACAAAGUUUGAAUGCGUCGAAAAUGCUUUCAUGACCAAGUCUAGACAGCUGAGAAGUAAUCACUAAAGUAGUGACGUUGAGAUCUAGUCCACAAAAGGGCUACUUCUCUAAUUUCUUGAGAAAUGUUUUGUUUUUGCUUUAAUUUCGUUCGCAUUAAAAACAUGAAACGAAACCAUUACAUACCUUAUUUGUUUUCAUGGUUUUCAUAAAUUUUGAAUUUUUUAUUUUUGCACAAGAA
Messenger RNA from Brassica rapa (field mustard), 1235 nucleotides. Its product is annotated as indole glucosinolate O-methyltransferase 1. The record is from RefSeq and is a predicted model, not a curated record. Gene Ontology annotation, molecular function: O-methyltransferase activity. NCBI's taxonomy places the organism in Eukaryota, Viridiplantae, Streptophyta, Magnoliopsida, Brassicales, Brassicaceae.